Molecule: messenger RNA, 612 nt
Organism: Thecamonas trahens ATCC 50062
Lineage: Eukaryota; Apusomonadida; Apusomonadidae
Exons: 3
Coding region: 1-612 (203 amino acids)
Source: RefSeq, a predicted model, not a curated record
AUGGGUGGCGGUGGGAGCAGCACCCGCGCAGCCCGUGCAGCGCUAGCUGCCCUCGCCGCUGCCCUCAAUGGCUACUUUGCCGCUCUCCGUGCCGCCGCUGAGGGCAUUGGGCCAACACCAACGGACGAGGCCAUGCUGGCCCUCGUCACCGACAUCCUACGAACAGAUGCUGCGCUGCAGACCGAGGUGGCGAGAGUUGAACGGGUCCGGAGAGCUUAUUUGCUCAAGCGGGCGCUGCGGGAGACGUCGUCCAAGGCGCGGGCGAUGGUGGCGGCGACGUCGGCAGAGGUGCUGACGGCACUGCCAGCGGUGACGGAGACGGUCCACGCCACACACCCGCACAUCACCCGGCCUGAUGCCGCACCUGACCGGGCGGCGCGCCCGCUGGUGAGGCAGGUGGGCAAGGGCGGGAGCGCAGACACGCUGGUGGAUACGCUCUGUGAUGGUUCCGGGCUUGACAUGGACCUCGUUCUUGGCAUGGUCCAGCGGAUGAGCUACACCCAGGGCGCCAGUCCAUUUGGCGUCCACCGCCCGCCGAACCCGCAGCCGGAGCACAUGCGGGUGAGCGCGUUUGCCAAGCCGCUCCCGCCGGCCUGCGAGCGAUGUCGAUAA